AAUUAUUGCGAUUGACAGAUACAGUUUGGUGAUUUAUUGUUGGGAUUGUGCAAUGUUUGAGUGCAAUCGGCUGUGAUGUAUCUGUGACUACUGACAUGCUGCGCCUCUACUUACACGUGGGUCUUCUGCUCACUGUAAUUUUGGCUGCUCCAUCGCAAUCAUCAGACCAUCCUUUCGCCAACUUGCCAGGGAAGGAGCAGGGCACUACUAGACCUACAGCUUCCAGCCACAUCAGAGUCAAGCGAGUCACCUGUGAUCUCCUCAGCUUGCAGAUGAUGGGCACUGCCCUUAACCACGCAGCAUGUGCUUUUCACUGCCUCCUCAAGGGCUACAUGGGUGGUAGUUGUAUAGUAGGAGUCUGCUACUGUCGUCCAUACUUAGAGAAAUUGUAUAACAGGACUCAGGCCCGUGUUUGUAAACGAUCACUGUAUUGAACUUUAUUUAAUUUCGCAAAAAAUCAAAAGAAAGACAUCUUAUCAAAAUUAACUUAUAUACUUAGAGAAAACAUAUAUAAUAUACCAGAGAUAUAUGUAUCUAAAUGUAUUCCCCCUAAAUUGUGAAUAUAUUAAAUUUAAUUUAUUAUUAUUUUAGUAAGAAAUAUUUUUAGGCAAAAAAAUGAUGGACUUUAGUAUGUACUUACCUCCUAUUUAUAGUAUAGUUCGUUUCAUAAUUGUUCCAGUUCAGUUUAAAUUAUGUCCCAGACAUAAAAAUGUGUUACUUCUAGCGCCCACAAGAUAUUAGAUGCAAUUGUACUACAGAUUUGUUUCAUUCAGAUAAUUGAAGGGGCAAAUAUUUAAUCUAGUUAUUAACUUUUUUAUCCAUCUACAUUUAAUGUUUUUUUCCUUAAAAUGUUUUCCUUAUAAAUGUUGUUUUAAAUUUAUUUAGCUGCAUUUUAUUUGAAGAUUACACGACAAUUUUCAAUAAAAAUGUGCAAUAUA
Molecule: messenger RNA, 938 nt
Organism: Homalodisca vitripennis (glassy-winged sharpshooter)
Lineage: Eukaryota; Metazoa; Arthropoda; Insecta; Hemiptera; Cicadellidae
Product: defensin-1-like
Exons: 2
Coding region: 96-434 (112 amino acids)
Biological process (GO): humoral immune response; defense response to bacterium
Source: RefSeq, a predicted model, not a curated record